This is a messenger RNA of Larimichthys crocea (large yellow croaker), 3756 nucleotides long. Its product is annotated as collagen type IV alpha-3-binding protein. The record is from RefSeq and is a predicted model, not a curated record. Gene Ontology annotation, biological process: ER to Golgi ceramide transport. The transcript has 19 exons. Lineage: Eukaryota; Metazoa; Chordata; Actinopteri; Sciaenidae. The coding region runs from base 515 to 2482 and encodes 655 amino acids. Gene Ontology annotation, molecular function: lipid binding.
UCUCCUUCCCGCCCACCGCGCGCAGACGGAGAAGAAGCCCCGCGCGGACACAGAGAGCGAGAGACGUCAGUUGAACAUGGCGCUGAGCUGGACGGCUGUCACCGGCGUACAGAGGGAAACAACCGCUCCGACGACUGCGACGGUUAUCUGAAGACGCUCCAGCGACGACGGGAUAUUUAUAUAAAUAUAUAAAUAUUCUGACAGCCGGAGCCUUCCUCGACGUUUUUAUUUUUUUAGACACUUCUGGGAUUCAAACGUACCGUCGCAGUAACCGUUAGCUAACGUUCACCUGGACGGUUGGACCGCUUUAACUCACGCGCUGGGAAGCUGCUAGCUGUCACGAGCUUAACACAUAUAAACACACACACACACACACAUAUAUAAACACACACACACACAAACAUGAUUCAGUGAACUGUUGCGCUUCGUUUUACUUGUCACUCAGCGUCAUAUAUAUAUUUUUUUAAUAACGCGCCAAAGAAACGUUUAAAAAAAACAAAAACAAAAGGAAAAAAUGUCAGACAACCAGAGCUGGAACUCCUCCGGGUCCGAGGAGGACAUAGAGCCGAACAGAGGAGAGGAGCCCGGGCAUCUCGUCGGUAUCGUCGACCUGAGCGGAGUCCUCAGUAAGUGGACAAACUACAUCCAUGGAUGGCAGGACCGUUGGGUGGUUCUGAAGAACAACACACUGAGCUACUACAAGUCUCAGGAUGAGACGGAGUACGGCUGCCGGGGUUCCCUCUGCCUUAGCAAAGCUGUCAUUACUCCUCACGAGUUUGACGAAUGCCGGCUGGACAUCAGUGUGAACGACAGCGUUUGGUACCUGAGAGCACAAGACCCCGAGCACAGGCUGCAGUGGAUCGACUCCAUCGAGCUGCACAGGAGUAUCAGAGAGGGGAGGAGAGACAGGGGAGGAGUCCAGGGAACAAUAAUCAUCCCUCCACCACUGGCCGAUUCUGGAUACGGCUCAGAGUCCAGCCUGCGCAGACAUGGCUCCAUGCUGUCUCUCACAUCAGCCACCAGCGGCUACUCUGCCACCUCCACGUCCUCCUUCAAGAAGGGUCACAGCCUGAGAGAGAAGCUGGCAGAGAUGGAGACGUUCAGAGAUAUCCUGUGCAGGCAGGUGGACACGCUGCAGAAAUACUUUGACGGCUGCGCAGACGCCGUGUCGAAGGAUGAGCUGCAGAGAGAUAAAAUCGUGGAGGACGAUGAAGACGACUUCCCCAACACUCGGACAGACGGAGAGUUUCUGCACAACAACAACGGCAGCAAAGAAAAAUUGUUCCAGUCCUUGAGUCCCAAGGGAAUCAAUGGCAUAGACUUUAAGGGCGAGGCCAUCACAUUCAAGGCCACCACAGCUGGAAUCUUGGCCACUCUGUCCCACUGCAUCGAUCUCAUGGUGAAGAGAGAAGACAGCUGGCAGAAACGACUGGACAAGGUGCAGAGAGAAGAGAUGGAGAAGAGGCGGAGAAUAGAGGAGGGUUACAAGUCGGCGCUCAACGAGUUGAAGAAGAAGUCUCACUUCGGAGGUCCGGACUAUGAGGAGGGUCCCAACAGCCUCAUCAACGAGGACGAGUUCUUCGACGCCGUGGAGGCCGCUCUGGACCGACAGGACAAAAUAGAAGAGCAGUCUCAGACUGAGAAGACGAGGAUACAGAGAUCCAGCCCGGUCCCUCCCGCUGACGUGUAUUCCUGCGCCGGCUCACACAGAUUCUCCGACAAGCCUCGUAGUAAACCCUCCCCUCCUCUGAUAGUCAUGGCCCCUCCUCGCGACGUCCACAGAUUCAGCGCAGAGGUGGAGGAGAUGGUGCAGAAUCACAUGACCUACUCCCUGCAGGACGUCGGCGGAGACGCCAACUGGCAGCUGGUUGUCGAGGAGGGAGAAAUGAAGGUCUACAGGAGAGAGGUGGAGGAGAACGGGAUUGUGUUGGACCCGCUGAAGGCCACGCACUCCGUGAAGGGGGUGACCGGUCACGAGGUCUGCCACUACUUCUGGGACACUGCCUACCGCAACGACUGGGAGACCACCAUUGAAAACUUCAACGUCGUGGAGUCGCUGUCGGACAACGCAGCCAUCGUGUAUCAGACGCACAAGAGGGUGUGGCCUGCGUCUCAGCGGGACGUCCUGUACCUGUCCGCCAUGAGGAAGAUCCUGGCCAACAACGAGAACGACCCCGACACCUGGCUGGUCUGUAAUUUCUCUGUGGACCACGACGACGCACAGCCGUCCAGCAGGUGCGUCCGUGCCAAAAUCAACAUCGCCAUGAUCUGUCAGACCCUCGUCAGCCCACCAGAGGGAGACAAAGAGAUCAGCAGAGACAACAUCCUGUGUAAAAUCACCUACGUCGCCAACGUGAAUCCAGGAGGCUGGGCUCCCGCCUCCGUGCUCAGGGCCGUGGCUAAGAGGGAGUACCCCAAGUUCCUCAAGCGCUUCACCUCCUACGUCCAGGAGAAAACCGCUGGCAAAGCCAUCUUAUUCUGAGUGUUGAGACAUGAGCUGCACACGAGGCGUUGAGGAUCUUCUUCCCUCCCGGUUCUCCGGGUCGUGGCGGCGCCCUCUGCUGGCUGCAUUCCAACACCUGCGAGACGUCCACGUGAACUCUUGAUAAUUCAUCCCAGUCGUCCCCUGCAUCAUGAUUUAAUCAACUCGUCAGUAGAUGAUGGUGAAUGCAGCCCGCAGCGUGCUCAGCCGCCCUUUUCUUACAGAUAUAUUAAUAUAUAAAUGUACGUAUGUUCUAUAAGAGGUUUGUAAAAACAGAAGCAGAUCUUUGCUAAUAGACUGAAUUCUUUUCUCCGUCAUUAGUCAUUUCCCAGCUUCCUCGUGAAGCUGCUAACUCUGUUAGUUAACGUUUGAUUAUUUUUAUUUUUUAAAGAUGAAUAUCAUCUUUGUAUUAAGUCCAGAGGGGCCGUGUUCAACACGCGACCCCGAUGAUGUAAGACUUGACCUUCCCUGACUGCGUCGCUCUCAUGAAAGCGCCUCUGACGGCGCCGACGGAGCGACGGGUUGAUGGGAGUAUAUUUCAUGUCAUAGCACAGGUUCUCAAUGUUGUAAAUAGCGUCCAACAUUUCUCUGAAGGUCUUUGUGACUUGAGCGGAGCCCAGAUGCCUUAGUGUUCAAAACAUAGCUACACUGAAUCACUAGUGAAGUGCCUCGUGGCUGAAAUCCCCCGUUUGAAAUCUACCCUGCAGUGUAUUCACUGAACCAACAAACCAGGCGACGCCUGCUGAAGGUUUGUUUGUUUCCCACACAGAUAUUUUUACAAAUUCAAAGAUGAAUUUAAUUAAAAUUCAGCACGAGCGUCGCAGUACGACCUCUGCCGACGUCAUCCAGUCAAGAGAUUUUCUCUAUUUUCUGUCUGAAGUCCAGAAAUUAAUAAAAAUCCUCGAGUAUUUCGAGUGGGUUUCUCGUCCUCGUACGUUUCCUCUGGACUCUGCAGUCGUACACAAGCUAAAGUUUCAGGUUUUUCCAGCUCUCACAAGUCUGUUUUUAAGUUCUCAUCACCUUCAUUCCGUUCUUCUACCCGAGUACAUUUUUCAUUUUAGGAUUUCCACCCGUGGACAGCACAAAAUGUUUCCUCCUGGGUCGCUCUUUGGUUUCUGAUUUAUUCAGUUUGAACUCUUUGUAUUAGAAAUGAGUUUGUUUUGUAAAUAAUGUGUUCAUACUAACGCUGUGGGAUCAACUUCCAACAUGUACUGUGACGGCGUCGCACGUCUUCUGCCGUCUGAAAAAGUGAAAUAAAAUAAAAAAUUCAUCCA